AAAAAAUGUCCAACCCCUCAGAAGAUUUCCUGUUUCAUGCAAGUGAGUCAUAUAGGACACGUCCUGCCCCAGUUGUGUUUACUCUCUCACAGCAACUGCGGAGAGCAACAGGCGGACCGAAGAAUAAAGUUCGCUCAAGUUUGGAUUUUAACUCCUCGACAAGGCUUCGCCUGAUUAAUGAGAAAAAGGGGGGGCUUUUGUCCUUUUCUUCAUGGAGCUACUUCGCUUUUCCGCUUUCUGGUGGGGAGCAAUACUCUAUGGUAGUAUUGUGCUCGAGCAGGCGGACGCCUAUAUAAUGAAAGUGAGAAGGCUGUGCAAGUUUUGCGACGUACAACCAACCAGCUGCACUGGUCAGGGGAGCUGCAAAGUGGAGUGUGACAUCACAGCGAUCUGCACGCAUGACGACGAUGUGUGUGUCGCUAUUUGGAGAAAGAAGGACGAUAACGUCACGUUUGACACAGUCUGCCACAACCCAGCUCACAAGCUUUAUGGCCUUGUCCUGGAGGACUACAACAACAGCAAGUGUGAGAUGAAAGAAAUAAAGGGCAUGGGCUCGUCGUUCUUUAUGUGCACUUGCUCUGAGGAUGAGUGCAACGACCAUAUCAUCUUUAACACCCACAUGGAUUCACAGGUUGCUGUCAUCCUGGUGAGCCUGGUUCCUCUUCUGAUUAUGGCCAUCUUGGUAAUUACUUCUUUCUACUGUUAUCGAGUCUACCGUCAGCGCAGAGCAAAUGCAAAACGCAAGAAACUGGACUUCAGUGACGCUCAUGCCAUUAUGGGGGACGACGAGGGUUCUGACAGCAGCUCAACACAUGCCAACAACCUUAACCACAAUACUGAGUUGUUGCCUAUUGAAUUGGAUAUCCAGGUGGGGAAAGGUCGCUUUGCUGAAGUUUACAAAGCCAAACUCAAGCAGGGAUCCUCCGUCAGUGACGAGCAUGGUUUUGAGACUGUGGCGGUUAAGAUUUUCUCAUACGAGGAGUACGCCUCCUGGAAAAAUGAGAAGGACAUUUUCUCGGAUGCUGACCUGAGACAUGAAAACGUACUCCACUUCCUGACAGCAGAGGAGAGGAAGGUACAGAGACAGUACUGGCUGAUUACAGCGUUCCAGCCAAAAGGCAACCUCCAAGAUUACUUGACCCAUCAUAUUAUUAGCUGGCACGAUUUGUGGUUGCUGGGAGGAUCACUUGCCAGUGGACUGGCACAUCUUCACAGUGACCACACGCCAUGUGGCCGCUACAAGGUGCCUAUUGCUCACAGAGACAUUAAGAGCUCCAACAUACUAGUGAAGAGUGACCUGACCUGCUGCCUGUGUGACUUUGGGCUUGCGCUCCGUCUGGACAACUCGUUGUCUGUGGACGAGCUAGCAAAUAGUGGACAGGUGGGAACUGCAAGGUACAUGGCUCCAGAGGUCUUGGAGUCCAGGAUCAACCUGGAAAACAUUGAGUCCUUCAAACAAGCGGAUGUAUACUCCAUGGCACUUGUACUGUGGGAGAUCAUUUCCAGGUGUAGCGCAAUUGGAGAGGUGAAAGAGUAUGAGCCUCCCUUUGGAAACUUAAGGGAGCACCCAUGCGUCGAGAGCAUGAAGGACAGCGUGCUACGAGACCGAGGAAGACCGGAGAUUCCCAACAGCUGGAUCAACCACACGGGCAUCCAGCUGGUUUGUUCUUGCAUCGACGACUGCUGGGACCACGACCCAGAAGCCCGCCUGACAGCCCAGUGUGUCGCCGAGCGCUUCGACGACAUUGAGUACUUGGACAAACUAUCCGACCGCUCCGAUUCAGAAGAGAAGAUCCCCGAAGAGAUCAUUGUGGUGGACAAGAAGUAGCGCUCGACUCAGAAUACGCCGCCCCGUCCUGGGUGACAUGAAAGCUAACUGGAAAAAGCAGAGGUUAACUCCAAAGACCUGUGGACUUGAUGGAUGGUUGUCAUCUCAUCCACGGGCUUCACGGACUGGAUAACAAACAAACAGGGAUAUCACAAUAUAAAGCUUUUAACCAAAUACUUAUGCACUUUAUUGUUAUCUAUGCACACUACACGGCAUAUAGCCAGUGCCUCUUAUGUCAGGACAAAUACAUUUCAGGCAUGGAAAGGAAUGUGUAUUUAAAAAUAACAGGUUUGAAUUGGAAAUAUAUUGAAUACUCAUACUGCUCAUGACACUAACGUCCCAUGUAUUUUUCAUGGUGGAACUUUAACUUAUUGUGACAUAGCAGUGACUCAUAUGUAAAGGAUCCAUGGGGAUCAUUUGUUUAAAAGCAACUUUGAAACCAAAGAAGCAAAUCAGCCUGAAAGGAAAAAAAUACAUGUGCGUGUUCGCGUGUGUGUGUGUGUGUGUGUGUGUGUGUGGUGUGUGUGUGUGUGUGUGUGUGUGUGACUCAGCUGUGUGAUCUCCAGUAAAUGAGGAAGUCUGUUUAAUUUGUGCCAGACAUUAAAGGGGGAAAAUGUAUGUGCAGUAUGGAAGUAGCUAACCUAAAAGUUUCAGCCUGCUGCUUGUAAAAGCUGAGCUUUGUGUGUGUGGUGUGUGUGUGUGUGUGUGUGUGUGUGUGUGUGUGUGUGUGUGUGUGUGUGUGUGUGUGUGUGUGUGUGUGUGUGUGUGUGUGUGUGUGUGUGUGUGUGACAGAAAUGGAGUAUACAUCCCAUGCUUGGAAAAAAAUAAAUCUAUACCAAAGUCAUUUUUUGUACAAAAGAGUAAAGAUAUUAUUUGGUGUUACCAUAUACAAAAUAUCACAUGGUGUUCUUGAGGUUUUCAUGGGUUUGUCAGCUGGUUUGAGCAAGCCAGUGAAUGAUGACUGUGUUCUAUACAUACUGUAUUACACAAGCAAUGACAAAAGUAUGCUUUGCUUUUAAUUUUAUCAGAACACUAACUUUUAACCUAUACUCUUAAGCUUGGAAAAAUUGCAUCCUGGAUUAUUUCGUUUUGCUUUUUCUUUUUUUUUCAGCAGUUCUUACUGGCCAUUCUCCUUGUUUACAAUACAAUCUGUACAGUAGCUUCCAACAUCAGUUGGUCCUGAACUGGUCUCUUGGUUCUGCUUUCUUUAGACAUUGGCAGCAUUUGGGACCUCAGCAGUCAUAAAACCAAAGACAGUGGUCUAAGCCAAAACUCGUAUCACAGUUGGUCAUUUCAUCUCUGUGUCGUUAUCCUUUUCGGGAUUAAACUUUUUCAUCGAUCUCCA
Syngnathoides biaculeatus (alligator pipefish) is the source of this 3173-nucleotide messenger RNA. RefSeq names its product transforming growth factor beta receptor 2b (gene tgfbr2b). The transcript is spliced from 7 exons. Gene Ontology annotation, molecular function: metal ion binding; SMAD binding; type I transforming growth factor beta receptor binding. Gene Ontology annotation, cellular component: plasma membrane; signaling receptor complex. Lineage: Eukaryota; Metazoa; Chordata; Actinopteri; Syngnathiformes; Syngnathidae. Bases 212 to 1828 code for a protein of 538 amino acids. The record is from RefSeq and is a predicted model, not a curated record. Gene Ontology annotation, biological process: heart development; transforming growth factor beta receptor signaling pathway; protein phosphorylation.